AUGAAAGAAUUCACUAUACCCAAGGCCUGCCAGGUCUUUCUUGCAAUACUCUCUUUUGUCGGCUUGGUUUUAUCUGAAUCAUGUGAUAAUACAGCAACUUCCAGGAGUUGUUGGGGUGAGUAUAAUAUCUCGACCGAUUAUACAACAGUAAUACCCUACACAGGAGUCACACGAGAGUACUGGCUUUCCGUACAAAACGUUACGUUGGCUCCUGAUGGAUAUGAACGGCUGGUCCUAGCUGCCAAUGGGACCUAUCCAGGACCUUUAAUCGAAGCAAACUGGGGUGAUAAUCUUGUCAUUCAUGUCACCAACGAACUAGAAAACAACGGAACCGCAAUCCACUGGCAUGGAAUCCGACAACUUGACUCGAAUGAAUACGACGGAGUUCCCGGAGUCACACAAUGUCCAAUUGCCCCAGGUACCACGAUGACCUACAAGUUCCGUGCCACCCAGUAUGGCACAUCCUGGUAUCACUCGCACUGGAGCAUCCAAAUGGCCGACGGUCUCUACGGACCAAUCGUCAUUCACGGCCCCACAACCGCAGACUACGACGUCGAUCUGGGCCCCGUCUUCAUCACCGACUGGUACCACGAAACCGCCUUCUCGCUCUGGGAAAGCAAAGCCAAGCACGGCGCGUUCCCAACAAACGUGGACGCAGAAAACGGCCUAAUCAACGGCACUAAUACAUACCCAUGUGAGGAAUCAGACGGUCCCGCGUGCACUGGCAGUGGACGUCGCUCGCAGGCAGUAUUUGAGAAGGGGAAGAAAUAUCUCUUGCGUGUCAUCGAUGGCGAGACGGAUGGGUUUAUGAAGUUUUCUAUCGAUGGACAUAAACUCACUGUGGUUGCGAUGGACCUUGUUCCCAUCGUGCCGUAUGAGACGGAGAGUAUCAUUCUUACGUCAGGCCAGCGGUAUGAUGUUAUUGUUGAGGCUAAUCAAGAUGUUGGAAGUUAUUGGAUGCGUGCCAUUUAUCAGACGGCGUGCAAUAAUCUUGGUAUUGACAGGAACGAUAUCAAAGGUGUUAUUCGGUAUGAAGGAUCGACUGAUGAAGGAUCCCCGACAACAACUCAGUGGAAUUCGAUUACAAAUUCUUGCGGCGAUGAGCCAUAUGAGAGCUUGGUUCCUUACGUGGCUAAGACUGUUGGUGCCGCGGACAAGCAGGAGAAUCUUGAUGUCGGGUGGUUCUACUCGAGCGAUCUAGUCUUUCAUUGGACGCUCAACACGAAAGCGUUGACAAUCAACUGGGGGCAGCCCACAGAUCUUCUGAUUACCCAAAACCAAUCUGUGUUCCCAUCAGACUACAAUACCUAUGAGAUUCCAGCCGAGCAGGAUUGGACAUAUUGGGUCAUCGAAGACUUUAGUCUCGUGGAUGUUUACCACCCCUUUCACCUGCAUGGACACGAUUUUUACGUCCUUGCUCAAGGUAGUGGCUCAUAUUCGUCAUCGGUCACAUUGAACCGCAAUAAUCCCCCUCGGCGCGAUACUGCCACUAUGUCUGGAAAUGGUUACCUCGUCAUAGCUUUCGAAAAUGAUAACCCCGGCUCUUGGUUAAUGCACUGCCAUAUUGCUUGGCAUUCGAGUCAAAAUCUUGCACUCCAAUUUGUGGAAUUAUCAAACGAAAUUCCAGGCUUGUUUAAACCUGUUCAGGAGCAGUAUGAAACGACUUGUGAGAGUUGGAAUGAGUACUACAAAGACUCGUUAUACAGGCAAGAUGACUCUGGUAUAUAA
This is a messenger RNA of Penicillium verhagenii, 1728 nucleotides long. RefSeq lists its product as uncharacterized. Gene Ontology annotation, molecular function: oxidoreductase activity; copper ion binding. Bases 1 to 1728 code for a protein of 575 amino acids. NCBI's taxonomy places the organism in Eukaryota, Fungi, Ascomycota, Eurotiomycetes, Eurotiales, Aspergillaceae. The record is from RefSeq and is a predicted model, not a curated record. The transcript has 6 exons.